Molecule: messenger RNA, 416 nt
Organism: Aspergillus brunneoviolaceus CBS 621.78
Lineage: Eukaryota; Fungi; Ascomycota; Eurotiomycetes; Eurotiales; Aspergillaceae
Exons: 1
Coding region: 102-335 (77 amino acids)
Source: RefSeq, a predicted model, not a curated record
UUGUCCAAUCGACGGAUCUCCUUUGUGAAGGUACGUUGGAAGGCAUUGGUGUCGGGGUUGAGCUAGCGGCAGCCAGCCGGUCAGUCGAGUGACACCCGUAAAUGAGAGAUAUAGAUGAGACUUACAUCUCUGAAUUCAACCUGACCAAGUUCACCCAGAGCACUGACAACCUCUCUACCGAUUUCAUUGGCAAUGUAAAGCUGGGUCAGGCUCAUGUCCGAAGACCGGAAGAAGGUGUCCCUUGGAGCCAUGGUGACGGGGGAAGCUGCCUGCAGCAGUACCUAUCCACAGCAAGGGCUAAGUGCGCAGUGGCGCUGUUAUCAGAGAAUGUAUAGAGUAGAGUAACGAUAGAAGCUUUCGUAUGAUAACGAAACAGCUUUGAGCUAAUGGAAAGAGCCCCGACGCCUGAGUUCGGU